AUGCUCCCCAGGGAAGGCACCCAAUAUCCAGGGAUCGUCAAACUUCUCUUGCAUUUUAGGUGGAUGUUGAUAGGACUCAUUGCUCCAACCACUGAGAACGGAGAGAGGUUCACAAGAACAUUGACUCCUAUGCUUACAAAGAACAGCAUUUGUGUUGCUUUUUCCCUCUGGGCUGUGGCACAUGCCAUAAACACAGCGUAUUCCUCCAGAUCCACCAGGCGUGUGAGGAACAGGAGCUAUCAGUUGGAAGGUCAAAUGCUUCAGCCUUGGCAGCCCCUCCCUCCUUCCAGGUGUGUGGAAAGUUGUCAACCUGGAUUCGCCAAGGCAGCUCAGGAAGGAGAACCUGUCUGCUGCUACCUCUGCCUUCCUUGUGCAGAAGGAACCAUCUCCACUAAGGAAGAUGCAGAAAAAUGUGCCAAGUGUCCAGAAGAUCAGUAUCCAAAUCAGGAACAAACCCAAUGUAUCCUCAAGGUCAUCACUUUCCUGUCCUAUGAAGAAACGUUGGGGGUCAUUCUGGUUUCCUUUAUCCUAUUCUUGUCCUUCAUAACCAGUGUGGUAUUAGCCAUCUUCAUUAAACAUCUAGAAACUCCAAUAGUUAAGGCCAAUAACCGCGACCUCUCCUAUAUUCUCCUCUUGUCCCUCCUUUUUUCCUUCUUAACCUCCUUCCUUUUCAUUGGUCCUCCAAGGAAAGCAACUUGCCUUCUCCGACAAUCAGCCUUCAGCGUCAUCUUCUCGAUUGCUGUCUCUUGUGUCUUGGCCAAAACAAUCAUGGUGGUGCUGGCCUUCUUGGCUACAAAACCAGGAAACAGAAUGAGGAGAUGGCUGGGGAAGAGCUUGGCCAAUUCCAUCAUUCUUUCUUGUUCCAGUGUCCAAGCUGCCAUAUGUAGUUUCUGGCUGUGGAAUUCUCCACCCUUCCUUGACUCUGAUAUGCACUCACAAUCUGGAGAGAUCAUCCUGCAAUGUAAUGAAGGGUCUGAUGCCAUGUUUUAUGUUGCUCUUGGCUACAUAGGUUUCCUGGCUGCUGUCUGUUUUACGGUGGCUUUCCUGGCCAGGAACCUCCCUGGGGCCUUCAACGAAGCCAAGCUGAUCACCUUCAGCAUGCUGGUCUUCUGCAGCGUCUGGGUCUCCUUUGUGCCCACCUACCUGAGCACCAAAGGGAAGUACAUGGUGGCCGUGCAGGUCUUCUCUAUCUUGGCCUCCAGCGCUGGCCUGCUGGCAUGCAUCUUCAUCCCCAAGUGCUACAUUAUUUUACUAAGACCAGAUUUGAAUACAAAGGAGCAGCUAAUGAUAAAAGUAAAAUAG
Messenger RNA from Python bivittatus (Burmese python), 1302 nucleotides. The record is from RefSeq and is a predicted model, not a curated record. Lineage: Eukaryota; Metazoa; Chordata; Lepidosauria; Squamata; Pythonidae.